GAUUUCCUUUUCAAUUCUAACAGGACCUUUAAGCAAACUUCACUUAAAAGUGUUUUAUUUUGGGGAUGGUAAUCCUUUAUUGUACCCCUCUCUAGUUAAAUUUAAAAGUUCCUCAUCCGAAAGAGGAGCUUUUGUUUAUCUUCCGCUUAGCUUUUGCACGAAACUCGAGGACCGAAAAAAGCUAUUUCUUUUCCAUUCUUUUUCAAAAAAUGCCUCCUCGAAAAGCAAAGCCCAAAGCGACAUCUGCUACAGAAGUCAUUAGCACCUCGCGCUUCAAAACACUGAAAGUGAAUGAGCGGAUCUCGAUUAAGAAUUUCGUGGAAAAACACAAACUAAAAUUUGCAACUGGACGAGGGUUCUACCAACUGACAAAGCCUGAGACGAUUCAGUUCCACAAAGAGAUUGUGGUGAGACGAAAAUUAGACGGUACUAUGGCCUCUGGAGACGAGGUGCGCAUAUUACUUGGAAUUGGAAAGGAAACAGCAAAAUUUAAGUUAGACAAGGAAAAAUUAGAGGAUUUUGAUGUGUUUGUGCAGUCAACCUCAUACAAUCGAGUCUUGAUGCCAGACACAGAGUUUUUGUAUGACACAGGGGAAAUUGGAGCUGUUUCAUCAGCAGUUGAGUCUGCAAAACCAGCAGCUACAACUUCUGCAGAUGAUACUAAGGAAGAACCCAGCACAAGUCGAGGAACUGGCCGAGGAAAGCGUAAAAAGGCAGACGAGGAGAAGCCAGCUGUGGAGGAAAAGAAAGAAGAUAAGGCAUCAUCACCAGCUAAGAGAGCAAAACCAGCAACUGAAGCCACAGGUGGAGCUGAUGUCAAGGAAAUAGUAUUCUCAUUUGAUACGACAGGGUCUAUGUACCCAUGCCUUACUCAGGUCAGAAAGAAGGUAGAAGAAACAGUCACUCGCCUCUUCAGAGAAAUUCCCGGAAUCCGCAUCGCAGUAUUUGCACAUGGGGACUACCAGGAUAAAGAAUCAACUUAUGACACGAAAUGGGUAGACUUCAGUACAGACAAAAAGAAAAUAUGUAACUUUAUCAAAAAUGUAUCGUCAACAUCUGGCUAUGAUUCAGAUGAAUGCUAUGAACUUGUUCUUAAACAGGUUCGUGAGGAGCUGUCUUGGACACCAGACUCCCAACGGUCGUUAGUGAUGAUAGGCGACGCCUCACCCCACCCCCCUUCGUACCACUUGAACACACUGAAAAUUGACUGGAGAGAAGAAGCUAAGAAACUCUACAAAGAGAUGGGCGUGCGGAUAUACUCUGUCCAAUGUCUUAACUAUAGCGGCUCGGACACCUUUUAUCGUAAAAUCGCUGAGUUUACCUGUGGUUGGCACUUGAAACUAGAUCAGUUCGCUUCUAUCGUCGAUUUCCUAACGGCCAUUUGCUAUCGAGAGCAGGGCGUGGAGCAACUGGAAGCUUACGAGGCAGAGGUCAAGUCAAGGUCAAAGGGCUCCGGACUGAAUCGUAACUUGCAUGCCUUGUUUGACACUCUAGCUGGAAGAAGCACCAGUACCUACAAAGGCGGAAGUGAUCAUGGGGGACUGGAACCGGUCAAUCCGUCUCGAUUUCAGAUCUUGGAAGUCGAAGAACGCGGCGACAUCCGCACUUUCGUCGAGAAGAACGACCUUCCUUUUAAGACAGGACGUGGGUUUUACGAGUUCACGAAGCCAGAAAAAAUCUCGGACAAGAAGGAAGUCGUUUUGGUAGACAAGGCCUCCGGAGACAUAUUCACUGGGCCUGAAGCAUGCGCAAUGAUCGGAGCGGGAGGAGCAAAUAAAAUCAAGCCCACGUCGUUUGACAAAUGGCGGGUUUUUGUGCAGAGUACUUCGUAUAACAGGGUUCUGAUGCCUGGUACUGGGUUCUUGUACGAAGUGGAUACAGAUCGCUGAUCUUUCAAAUUGACAGUUUGGCACUUUUAAAGUUUCCCUUACGGUGUUGUAAAUGAUUUCUUCUGACCCAGUUAAUACUUGGAAAAUAUAUUGAAACUUUAGAGUAACAUUUUUCUGGUGUAGGGAAACAAAAAACAAACAAAAAGCAAACAAACAAACGGAAACAAAAACAAAAACAAAAACCAUAAAUAAAGAAGAAACUAAAAAUUAAACAUAACAUAGAUUCAACCUGCCUGUUCGUACCGAGAUGUAUCAGUCACGUAGUGGACUCCAAAAUUAUUCAAAUUUUUAUCAAGUUAGAUAUUUAAGACUAAUGGUGGGUACUAUUUUGUAGCACCGAUUCACGAAGAUCAAUGUUUUUGGAUGCGAUUUAACCGAUCACUUUUUACAAAACGUUAGGAUUUAAAACGAAUAAAUUUUUAUUUAAGGAACGUGUCGGUUUUUUGGUUUUCUUUAGGGUUUUGCGUGAGAGCGCCUCUCGACUGUGUGUUGUAAAAAAAAAAACAACAACAACAGCAGCACAAAGGAAGCGAUCGACUGGCUAGAUUUGUAUAGAACAAACACAGAAUGAAAUCAAGCUAAGCCAAAGAAAUCUCAGAUUGCGUUACGCGUUCAAUUGAAAAUUGUUCUUAAAUGUGUUCACAAAUUUUUAGUUAGAGUAAUCGAUUUGUUGUAAUUGCAUUUAUGAAAAUUUACUUCAGUAUUAAAGACUUUUACUGAGA
Stylophora pistillata is the source of this 2611-nucleotide messenger RNA. RefSeq lists its product as uncharacterized. The record is from RefSeq and is a predicted model, not a curated record. NCBI's taxonomy places the organism in Eukaryota, Metazoa, Cnidaria, Anthozoa, Scleractinia, Pocilloporidae.